Coffea arabica (coffee) is the source of this 2213-nucleotide messenger RNA. The record is from RefSeq and is a predicted model, not a curated record. NCBI's taxonomy places the organism in Eukaryota, Viridiplantae, Streptophyta, Magnoliopsida, Gentianales, Rubiaceae.
UUUAAUAACAGCGACCCUUAUCCCUUCCCAUACUUCCGUCUCUAUCUUCUUGCUUGCUUCAGAAAAUUUCCUUUGAAAAGAAAGAAAAAAAACUUGCUCCAGAAAAAGAAAAAAAUAAAAAUAAAAAACUAUUUUAUUGGUCGUCACCUUUGGAAAGCGUGCCCGAUUUGGCCACCAAAUAAUAACAGAAAAAAUAUAUAUAUUAUUUUGAUUGCCUAAAACGACGUAACAGAAAAUAUAUAUUGAGAUAGUUCAAGAAUUCGAAAAGUUUUAUCUCUUUCUUUUAUUUUAGCUCGGUGAAAUUUUUUUUUUAGUUGUAGAAAAAUGAGUUUGGAGGAAUCAUCGUCGACGGCCGAGCGGCGGCUGAGAGCGAUUCAAGGACAUCUAAUUUCAGCCGCCGACGGUUUGAACUUGCGGCAGAUCCACAAGAAUGAGACCGCUGGUGAAUUCGUUCAUGGUCAGGGAUAUAGUGUAGUUCUACCUGAAAAAUUGCAGUCAGGCAAAUGGAAUGUAUACAGAUCUGCAUGCUCGCCUCUGAAGCUUGUUACUAGGUUCCCUGAUCAUCCUGAAAUUGGCACAUUACAUGACAACUUUGUAUAUGCCGUUGAAUCGUUCCAAGAUUACAAGUACUUGGGUACUCGAAUUCGUGCAGAUGGAACCAUUGGAGAGUACAAAUGGAUGACAUAUGGUGAAGCUGCCACUGCUCGAUCGGCAAUAGGUUCUGGGCUUUGCAAUCAUGGAAUACAAUCAGGAUCCUGUAUUGGACUUUACUUCAUAAAUAGACCAGAAUGGCUUAUUGUGGAUCAUGCUUGCUCAGCAUAUUCGUAUAUCUCAGUUCCUUUAUAUGACACUCUCGGUCCAGAUGCUGUUAAGUACAUUGUGAAUCAUGCUUAUGUACAGGCCAUUUUUUGUGUGCCAAGCACUCUGAACACAUUGUUGAGCUUCUUAUCUGAGAUUUCAUCUGUACGUUUAAUAGUGGUCGUAGGAGGGGUAGAUGAGCAUCUCCCAUCUCUUCCUUCAACAUCUGGAGUUAAAGUUAUUUCGUAUUUAAAACUACUUGAUCAGGGUCGUGGAAAUAUUCAGCCAUUUUGCCCUCCCAAGCCUGAUGAAACUGCAACUAUAUGUUAUACAAGUGGCACUACUGGGACACCAAAGGGUGUGGUCUUGUCACAUGCCAGUUUGAUUGCAAGUGUUGCAGGCGUGAGUCUUAACGUCAAGUUUCAUCCCUCUGACAUUUAUAUUUCUUACCUUCCUCUGGCACACAUCUAUGAGCGAGCCAACCAAGUUAUGUCAAUUUAUUUUGGUGCCGCUAUUGGUUUCUAUCAGGGGGACAAUUUGAAGUUGAUGGAUGAUUUGGCAGUUUUAAGACCAACUAUAUUUUGCAGUGUCCCUCGUCUGUACAACAGAAUAUAUGCAGGGAUUACAAACGCUGUAAAAAAUUCUGGGGCCCUGAAGGAGAGAUUAUUUAAUGCCGCUUACCACUCCAAGAAGCAGGCAAUCAUGAACGGUAGAAAGCCAUCACCCAUGUGGGAUAGGUUGGUUUUCAAUAAAAUUAAGGAAAAACUUGGAGGUCGAGUCCGCUUCAUGUGUUCAGGAGCUUCACCUUUGUCACCUGAUAUCUUGGAGUUUCUGAGGGUAUGUUUCAGCUGUCGAGUUAUGGAAGGAUAUGGAAUGACUGAGACAUCCUGUGUCAUAAGCUCUAUGGAUGAAGGUGACGUCUCAGUUGGUCAUGUUGGUUCUCCAAAUCCUGCUUGUGAAAUAAAGCUUGUGGAUGUUCCUGAAAUGAAUUAUACUUCUGAGGAUCAGCCUCAUCCACGUGGAGAGAUCUGUGUAAGGGGUCCCAUUAUCUUCCAAGGCUAUUACAAAGAUGAAAUUCAAACGAGGGAAGUCAUGGAUGAUGAGGGGUGGUUGCAUACUGGAGAUAUUGGGUUGUGGCUACCUGGAGGGCGCCUUAAGAUAAUUGAUAGGUAAUAUGUCUUCUAAAUUUUAAGAUACUGGUUUUGAAAUUGGUCCAUGCAUCAUGGUCAUAAAUGAAGUGUGCUUAAAUUCAUGGGAUAAUUUCAGAAACCUCAGUGGAGGUUUCUAACAAUUUCAUUGAGCUCCCUUGAGGUUUUUAAUAUUACACUUACCUCCCCUGAUGAUAAACAAUGACUAUGAUAACCUUCAUAAUUUUUCCAAAGACAAGCCAUUGAUAAAAAAGAUAACAAAAAAAA